Messenger RNA from Echinops telfairi (small Madagascar hedgehog), 3110 nucleotides. RefSeq names its product vasoactive intestinal peptide receptor 1 (gene VIPR1). Gene Ontology annotation, cellular component: plasma membrane. Gene Ontology annotation, molecular function: G protein-coupled peptide receptor activity; peptide hormone binding; vasoactive intestinal polypeptide receptor activity. Gene Ontology annotation, biological process: cell surface receptor signaling pathway; adenylate cyclase-modulating G protein-coupled receptor signaling pathway. The coding region runs from base 1 to 1788 and encodes 595 amino acids. Lineage: Eukaryota; Metazoa; Chordata; Mammalia; Afrosoricida; Tenrecidae. The record is from RefSeq and is a predicted model, not a curated record. The transcript is spliced from 15 exons.
AUGGAUGAGAAGGAGGUCUCCGCGGUCAUUGUGCUCCGGCGCGGAAGUGAGGUCCGCGCGCAGGGCACAGGGGGCGCUGGAACCUCGGCCCGGCCUCCCCCGGGGAGCUGCCGGGCGGACGCGCCACUCUCCCACUCAUGGAGUGGGGCCCGGGCCGUGCGGGGCCGGGGCGCCCAGCUCACCGAGGCGCCCGGAGAGCUGGUAGCACUGGGGACCCUCCGGCGCGCCCCAAUGACUCCCCCACCCCUAAUCGCUUUCCACCGCGGUCCUGCGUGGGCUGUCCCCCCGGAGAUGAGAAACGACACUUCCUAUCUCGUGGUGCGCUGGGCGCGCACGAACCCUCCGAGGCGCGGAAGAGGGAGGCUGGCGGAAAGCCUCCUGAAGGAGGCGGCCCCGGAGCUAGACGUGAAGGGCGCCCUGGGGCCACCCACCAGCUGGCUAUGCGCGCUGGCCAGCGCCCUCGCCUGCGCUCUCAGCCCCGCGGAUGGCCAGGUGGCGGGGCUGCAGCGGGAGGAGUGCAUCUUCCUGCAGGAGAUCGAGCUGGACCACCAGCAGUGCCUCCUGGAGGCCCAGGUGGAGAACGCAACAGCAGGCUGUGGCAAGAUGUGGGACAACCUCACCUGCUGGCCGGCCACCCCGCUCGGCCAGGUGGUCGUCAUGGGCUGCCCCCCCAUCUUCACGCUCUUUUCCUCCAGUCAAGGCCUCAACGUGAGUCGCAACUGCACAGAAGGGGGCUGGACACAACUGGAGCCCGACUCCUACCUUGGCGCCUGUGGCUUCAAUGACAACGCCGCGUUCAGCCUGCACCAGCAGCAGCAGGCGGCGUUCUACAGCGCUGUGAAGACCGGCUACACCAUCGGCUAUAGCCUGUCCCUGGCAGCCCUUCUGGUGGCGAUGGCUAUCUUGAGCUUGUUCAGGAAGCUGCACUGCACGCGGAACUACAUCCACAUGCACCUCUUCACCUCCUUCAUCCUGAGGGCGGCCGCCGUCUUCAUCAAAGACUUGGCCCUCUUCCACAGCGGGGAGUCGGACCGCUGCACUGAUGGCUCGGUGGGCUGUAAGGCAGCGGUGGUUUUGUUCCAGUAUUGUGUCAUGGCCAACUUCUUCUGGCUGCUGGUGGAGGGACUCUACCUGCACACCCUGCUCGCCGUCUCCUUCUUCUCUGAGCGGAAGUACUUCUGGGGGUACAUAGUCAUCGGCUGGGGGGUCCCCAGCACCUUCAUCAUGGUAUGGACCAUCGUCAGGAUCUACUUUGAGGAUUAUGGGUGCUGGGACACCAUCAACUCCUCCCUGUGGUGGAUUAUCAAGGCCCCCAUCCUCACCUCCAUCUUGGUGAACUUCGUCUUGUUCAUUUGCAUCAUCCGAAUCCUGGUUCAGAAACUGCGGCCCCCAGAAGUCGGCAAGAAAGACAGCUGCCCCUACUCGAGGCUGGCCAAGUCCACGCUCCUGCUGAUCCCCCUGUUUGGCGUCCACUACAUCAUGUUUGCCUUCUUCCCCGACAACUUUAAGGCCGACGUGAAAUUGGUCUUCGAGCUCGUCGUGGGCUCUUUCCAGGGCUUUCUUGUGGCCAUCCUCUACUGCUUCCUCAAUGGUGAGGUGCAGGCUGAACUUCGACGGAAGUGGCGGCGCUGGCACCUCCAGGGCUUUGGAGGCCGCAACUCCAAAUUCCAGCACCCUUCGGGAGGUAGCAACGGUGCCACCUGCAGCACCCAGGUCUCCAUGCUGACUCGCGUCAGCCCAGGUGCACGCCGCUCCUCCAGCUUCCAGGCCGAGGUCUCUCUGCUCUGACCCCGUUGGCCGGUGCAGGGUGGCCCUCCCCCUCUUCCAGCCACUCCUCUAGGUGGCAAUGGGGACUGAGGUCUGCCCAGGAGCUGCCGGACUCAGCUCUGAGCUCAGAGGCAGUCCUGGUGUCCCACUUUGUUGGUGCGCCCAGCUGGUGGGAAGGUGCAACGUUGGAUCCUGCGCCAAGGCAGGGGAUCCGUGUACCUUAUCCUGGUCCCGGGUGUCUCUCCUGACCAAAGGGUGGAAGGCAGCAUCCCAUCAUGGGACCAUGCUGGGGUGAGCUGAGAGGGUGGAGAAAGGCCUUGCCCAGAAAAACCAACAGCCACUGCCGCCCCUGCCUCCACCUUGCUUCCGAAGUGCUUGAAAUUCCACCAGUGCUGCCCCAGCCUUGCUUUGAGAUAAGCACUGCCAUCGGAUACAUCCCUCUGAAGCUGCACUCCACCCCACCCCACCCCACCCAUAACACACACUCAGCUCUGAGCUGCUGGGUAGUCAGGUGAGGCCGUCAGUCGCUGCCUCAGGCAGUUGCAGGUAUGAGCUGAUCAACAGGUGAGUGAGGAGUGAGUCAGUCAGUCAGUCAGUCAAUCAGUCGCUGCUGGCUCUCAAGCAGUUUAGGUAUAAGAGGUGAUAGAUAGGUAGAUGAGUGAGUGAGUAAAUGAGUCACUGGCUCAGGCAGUAGCAAGUGUGAGGUGGAACCAGAGUUCUCUAUGGGCAGGUGCACAGCCACCUCUGUAGUCCCCUCUGAAACAGGGCUGGGGGUCCCAGACUGGCUGUGGUGGGAACCAAGCACUCGGAGAACCUUGAUUAUGAGGAGAUGGCUGCCAAGGCAUGCCAGCGGGGGCCCCAAAAUAAGCCAACACCCCCACCCCUCCCCCAAGCCUCAUGGUCCCACAUGUGGCCGAGAGGAGGUAGUUCCAGUCUUUGAUCCAACAACGCAGCUGGCAGCUGCUGGGGGUCCCCGAAACGGUCAAGGAUGCUCAGUCCAAAGGCCCCAAUCGUUCUUGCAGAGAAGGUGCCCACGAUGGGGUGCAAGAUGGACGUGUCAUGGGGACCACGCAGGUAGGUAGAGGAGGGUGCAGGUGCCAGGGAGAUGAAGGAGGAAGCAGAGGCAGUCUGGCUAAGAGGAAGGCUGAGAAACAGCUACCGCCUGGCAAUGCAUGUGAUCACCAUCAACCUGGACGAACGCCCUACAAACUUGCAAGGCAGCCGCCCGGCUGGAACCAGGGAGAGAUGCCAAGCUGAUAAAAAGAGAAUGGGAGGUGGUAAGCGCUCAGCUCCCCAAAGCAAACCCACUGCCGUUGAGUCAAUGCCCACUCCUAGCGACCCUA